CGAUUUUCUGAAUUGGACCAACUUUGGAUGUGAGAUUGAAACAGCCCGUUUGCGAUAAUUGCUGCCCGUCAAACCCUUUUAGCAAUUGGACCCUCGCAAUAGACGAGGUGCAAAGACACAGGCCAAGAUGAGGUCAUUAGGAGAGCGGUUAAACCUGCUUCGAAAGAAACUCAUUAACAUCAGAUGCGGCCCCGGCGCAGCGAUCCUCCCCGCGGAGGUCACCCGGAUACACAUGGACUUCGCCCUCCGUCUAAAAGGCGGCCACAUGGGAGCUAGGAAAUUCUGGAGAGAAUACCUCCCCCGCCUGAAAUACCACAACCCCUCCAUCCCCAUGAUCGUCAACCGCCACGACCAGAACCAGCUCCCCCCAACCAUGACAAUCUACCUCCGCAAGGCUGAAGCAGCCCCAGCAUCGUCCUCUUCUUCUUCCGAACCCAUCGCCCAGCCCUCAUCCUCCCGGACGAACCUCUCCAAGGCGCAACCCCCCACCGCGGACGAGCGCGUCGUCCACAUCGACAUGGCCAACAAGCACUCAUCACAUAUCCUCGAGUUCUUCAUGGCCGAGACCCGCGCCGUUCCGCUGCAGCCUACAAACGAGGAGAUUGCCGAGAUGCAGGCCCUUGAGACACUACGCAAGAACGCAGAGGUCGACCGCGAGAGGGUGCGACUGCUGAGACUAGAAAAGAAGAAGGAAGAGGAUAUGCUGAAGCGAGCUAGAGCCGCGGGUGGUAUGGCAGAGCAAGAGGAGGUUUAAAAAAAAAAAAAGAAGAAGAUAGAUAUUUGUACGAUAAGCGGUUGUUUGAGUAUAUGGCAAUGUAUCGUCCAAAAAAAGAAAAAUACUAUGGGCUGAAUGAUAAAUAUGACACAUGUUCAAUCCCCCCAAGUACCGCAGAUGCUCAACGACG
Molecule: messenger RNA, 905 nt
Organism: Trichoderma harzianum CBS 226.95
Lineage: Eukaryota; Fungi; Ascomycota; Sordariomycetes; Hypocreales; Hypocreaceae
Exons: 4
Coding region: 128-754 (208 amino acids)
Cellular component (GO): mitochondrion
Molecular function (GO): structural constituent of ribosome
Source: RefSeq, a predicted model, not a curated record